AUGAAAUUAAACUAAAAAUUAUUAGAUAGACUAGAGGAGUCAUUAGCACAAAGUUUUGUUCAAAAAUAUUAAGAAGAGAAAAGUAGGAAAGUUGCUCCAGAAGAAUUCAUCAGUGAUGACUAUAAGGGAAAUUUUAGAGUAAGACAGGUUGGCGAUAGGCAAGAAAACAUGAAGAAAAGUAAACUCGAUGCAAUGUCCACUGCUACAUCCAAUUUCUAUAAAGAGACGGGAACACCGAAUUCAUCUAAGCCUCCUUCUUCUAUUAAUUCUUCUAAAUUAUUAGAUUAAAGUAAGGUUUCCCAACUAAAGCAAUCCAUUAUAACAAACAGAAUUACAUCUGCCUAACCUACAAGACCUUUAAUGAUUAAAAAACUCUAAAAGAAUACAGAACAAUUAUCAAUAGAAACCAAAGAAUAAAAACCCCCUAUUUUCGCAUUAAAAAGGUUGUCAUCUACAAAAUAGCAACAAUAGGAUGAAGAAAAGUCUAUCCUACAAAAUCAAGAAUAAAGUCUCAAUAACUCUUUAGUAACGAAGCCUUCAAUAAUUAGAAGAUCCUCAUUACAUGGAAAAAAAAUUGAAAUCAAAAAAGAUGAAGAAGUCGAAACAAAGAAAUUAUCUCUAAUUAAAAAUUAAGAAUCUCCAGUAUCUGAACCUGUAUUUCAAUUCUAAAUUGCCAAAAGAAAAAUCGAUGACACAAUAUACGAUACUAUGGACAUAGAUACUUUAUAAGAAAUUACGAAAAAGAAUGAAAAUUAGUUUGAAUAAAUCACAUCCAUUUAAUUUAGAUUCAAUACUAUGAAUGAUUCAUUAUAUAUGUUAGGAGAAUACUUAUCAAAUUUACAAGAACUUAAAUUGAAUCACUCCUAGGUUGAAUCGUUGAGAUUGUUAGGAACUAAAUUGAGAAACUUACAAAUUCUAUGGAUUAGCAAUUCAAAAUUAACUGAUAUCUCUGGAAUUAUGAGUAUGCCAAAUUUAUUAGAAUUUUAUUGUUCUUUUAAUAAUAUCAAAGAUAUAAGUCCGUUAGCAUUUCAUGAAAAGAUAUCCAUUUUGGACAUUGAAGGUAAUGAAUUGGCUGACGAAUCCCAAAUUGAUUAUUUAGAAUCCUUAAAUUUACAAUAAUUGAUAAUUAGUUCAAAUCCAAUAAUCAGAGAUGAUUAAUUAAGGGAUAAACUAUAUGAAAAACUACCAGCUACUGAAAUCUACAUUGACGAAAAUGAUAUACCAACAGAAUCCUAGAUAUUUUCAGAGACAAGUCAAAUUAAAUAACUUUACGAUAUAGCAGAAAUGAUGGACUCUAAAUUUGACCUCAUUAAAGUAGAGGAGUUGAAGGAUUUAGAAGAAAAGGUUAAAUAUUAACUAGACAAGGAUCUCCUCGAAGAACCUGAUGAAAAUAGAUUAUUAAGUUUGUCUAUCAAAUAAAAGCCUUUGGAAAAGUCAAAAUUAAAGCGACCAUAAACUGCCUAGGUUUAACAAUCAUUUACUCCUGAUCCCAUCUCAGAAUUAGUUGGAUUAGAUGAAGCCUUUGCAGGAAAUCCCUUAAGAGCAGCCAAAAAACACAAAUAAAACAGAGAAUAAAUUUUUGAUCCGACUGAUAGGAAAAGUAUUGACAUAUAAACUUUAUUAAAUAAGUUCAAAUGA
Paramecium tetraurelia is the source of this 1638-nucleotide messenger RNA. RefSeq lists its product as uncharacterized. Gene Ontology annotation, molecular function: protein binding. The transcript has 5 exons. NCBI's taxonomy places the organism in Eukaryota, Ciliophora, Oligohymenophorea, Peniculida, Parameciidae. The record is from RefSeq and is a predicted model, not a curated record.